Molecule: messenger RNA, 471 nt
Organism: Funneliformis mosseae
Lineage: Eukaryota; Fungi; Glomeromycota; Glomeromycetes; Glomerales; Glomeraceae
Source: the annotation of a GenBank genome assembly
AUGUCACGAUAUGGAGAUUUCAAUCGCGAUCCCUGCCCAUGGGUAAUUUUAAAUGACACUGGAGGCGCGUUUUCCAUGGGAGCUAUUGGUGGUGGUAUAUGGCAUUUCGUCAAAGGUGCAAAAAAUUCACCCAAGGGAGAGCGAAUAAUCGGUUCAAUUGCAGCAGUAAAAGCUCGUUCGCCAAUUUUAGGCGGCAAUUUUGCCGUAUGGGGAGGAUUGUUUUCAACAUUCGAUUGUGCAAUAAAAGGAAUAAGACAAAAAGAAGACCCAUGGAAUUUAAUCGCAAGUGGCUUCUUUACAGGUGGUGUUUUGGCUGCUAGAGGUGGUGUUGGUGCAGCAACAAGAUCAGCUUGUUUUGGUGCAAUCGCUUUAGCACUCAUUGAAGGUGUAUCAUUUGCUGCUGAAAGAUUUAUGGGUCCACCACAAAUGAUGCAGGUUUCCGAAAUGCGACCACCAUCUCCAAGUCCUUAG